GGAUGACAUCACCUACAAUCUAGUAUAAAUCUUGGAUAACAAAGCACCUUGACUAAUUAAAUUCAUUACAUUCAUUUCCACAUUAAUUUUCUUGUAAAUAAACAUUGCAUUAUAUUUCUUCUAAACAAGAUUAAUUAAUCUUGGCGACUACUAUCUAGCAAGACAAGCAACGGCCAUGGGUAAGGCUGGAUCACGGGUUAGUUGCGGCAUCGGCUGUAUAAUCGUACUAGCCAUAGCCGGUGUAUUAAUCUGGCUUCUUGCUAAGCAUCGUUACCCGAGUUUCUACGUUGAUCAAUUUUCCGUUUUUUCCCGCCAAGAAACUACAAACUCCCUCAAGAAUUACACCGUUCAUUAUGAUCUUUGGAUAAAAAAUAAUCUUCAACCUAACGACAAUUUGGGAAUUUACUACGAUGCCCUCAAUGUAACGUUUUAUUACAAAUCAGACGUUAAUAGCUUCCCUAUUAAAAUUGGUGAUGCUACUUUUAGCCCGUUCUACAUACGUCGGUAUAGAAGUACGCACCGUGCCGGGAGUUUCGAUGCUAGAGGGGUAAAAUUGGAAAAUAGUACCGCGCCUCCGGUGAUUUUUCGGGUGGAGCUGUCAACGGCCGUGAGGUAUAGGAAACCGUUGUGGAAGGGGAAACGACACCGUAUGGUGGUAGGGGCUGACUUUAAAGUCAACGAUCAAGGUAGUUUGAUCAAUAAGGAAGUUAAACUCAAGUCAAAUGCUAAAAGGAAUGGUAAAGUUCGUCUAGAGUUGAUGGGUAUUUUGGGGAUUUUGGUAUUCAUUCUUUCUUUGUAAUAAUACUCCGUUGUAAUUUUAUUUUUAUUUUUUUAUUGGCAUUUUCUCCCCUUAUUCAAUUUUUUUGUUUGUUAUAAAAAAAUAAGUUAUUGUUUGUUUAUUUUUCAUGCUAAAUUGUACAAAGUACUUUGUAUGUUUACAGAAACAAAUUUGAAGACAAUCUUUUGAAUUUUUCUUAGUUGAGUGAAAAAAACCCUGUUAUGGUAUAGUAAAACCACAAUAUUCACUUGAAUAGUUGUUAAAAUUCAAUAGUUAAUUGACUUCUACCUUAUUUACAUAUAAUAUUUUAAUUAUUUUUAAUAUACUCAUGAACUUAUUUACUGGAGAUUUUGUUACAUUUGUGACAUCGCCUCAAUUUUUAUGUAUUCAAUAAUGACUAUGUUAUGUCUUAUAUAUUAGAGAAGGUAUUGCGUGCGGACGUUCGCACGUAACAGUUCGUGCGGGAGACUUGGCUGAUAUGUUUUACUUGUUGGCUGAUAUGUUUCAUGUAUUGGCUGAUAUGUUUUAUUUGUUG
Chenopodium quinoa (quinoa) is the source of this 1313-nucleotide messenger RNA. RefSeq names its product protein NDR1-like. The record is from RefSeq and is a predicted model, not a curated record. The transcript has a single exon. Gene Ontology annotation, biological process: defense response to other organism. Lineage: Eukaryota; Viridiplantae; Streptophyta; Magnoliopsida; Caryophyllales; Amaranthaceae. Bases 176 to 799 code for a protein of 207 amino acids.